Puccinia graminis f. sp. tritici CRL 75-36-700-3 is the source of this 2134-nucleotide messenger RNA. RefSeq names its product DNA topoisomerase II. Gene Ontology annotation, molecular function: ATP binding; DNA binding; DNA topoisomerase type II (double strand cut, ATP-hydrolyzing) activity. The record is from RefSeq and is a predicted model, not a curated record. Gene Ontology annotation, cellular component: nucleus. The transcript has 10 exons. Lineage: Eukaryota; Fungi; Basidiomycota; Pucciniomycetes; Pucciniales; Pucciniaceae. Gene Ontology annotation, biological process: DNA topological change; sister chromatid segregation; resolution of meiotic recombination intermediates. The coding region runs from base 185 to 2134 and encodes 649 amino acids.
GUCGGAUUCCACCAACAACAUCAUCAUCAACAUCAACAUCAUCCUUCAACGAUUCAGAUAUCAACUCAUCAAACUCCAGCCGAUUGGACUACCACCGUAUCAUCCCUCAAUCAGAACACUCCACCAGUCUUCAGCGCCGUCAAUUGGAGUACACCAUCACUUUUCAUCUCGGGCUCUUAACAAGAUGUCCUCAGAUGAAAGCGAGGAUUUUAAUGUGGCAAACGAUGAUAACUCCGGGUCAGACUUUGGCGAAAUCUCUGUACCCAAAUCCAAAGCAAAACCCAAGGCUGCCGCUAAGCCUAAGCCAACUUCCAAGACUACCAAAGCUGCCCCUAAACCCAAGGCAACCGCUGCGAAAAGCAAAUCCAAACCCUUAACCGAUCGAGAUGAAAACCAGGCAGAUUCUGAUAAUAAUUCCGAAGCUGGAGAUGUCUUGACCGAACUUCCUGCCUCAAAGCCCCCUACUACAACUAACGGCCCGGCUGGAUCUAAGAAAAAGACAGCCAGUGAAACCUACCAGAAAUUGUCUCAAUUGGAACAUGUUCUCAAGAGACCUGAUACGUAUAUAGGAAGUGUCGAAGCUAUUCGACAAUUCAUGUGGAUUUUCGAUAAAGAGAAGAAAACGAUGGUCAACAAGGAGAUUUCAUUUGUCCCUGGACUCUACAAAAUUGUCGACGAAAUCCUUGUCAAUGCGGCUGACAAUAAGCAACGUGACGAUAGUAUGGAUACCCUCAAAGUAACUAUCGAUUCUGAGAAAAACAUCAUCUCGGUUAUGAAUAACGGAAAGGGAAUUCCCAUUGAGAUCCACGAGACUGAACAGAUUUACAUACCCGAGCUCAUUUUUGGACAUCUUCUGGCCGGAAGUAACUUUGAUGAUGAAGAGAAAAAGACGACGGGUGGCAGGAAUGGUUAUGGAGCGAAACUUGCGAACAUUUAUUCAACCGAAUUCAUUGUCGAGGCUGCCGAUAAACAAACAGCCAAAAAGUACAAGCAAAUUUUCAAAAACAAUAUGUCGGUGAAAGAGAAGCCGAAAAUCACCGAAAAUAAGAAAGGGGAAGAAUAUACUAAAAUCUCGUUCAAACCUGAUCUAGUCAAAUUCAAUCUACCAGCUGAGAAUGGGCUUGCAGGAGAUAUGGAAGCCUUGAUAAGUAAACGUGUUUAUGAUAUGGCCGGAACUCUGAGGAAUGUGAAAGUGUGGCUGAAUGACGAGAGAAUUAAGCUCACGGGAUUCAAGAAAUAUGUGGAAAUGUAUACGAGCGGAGUUAAUGAAGCCAUCAAAGGCUCCGCAGCCAAAGCUCUUGAGGCUCCCGGAUCCCCUGGUAAUGGUGCGACGAAAACACCGAUCAUAUAUGAAGAAUGUGGCAAGCGAUGGGAAAUUGCGUUUGCACCUUCAGAUGGACAAUUCCAACAGGUGUCCUUCUGUAACUCGAUCGCGACCACAAAAGGCGGUACUCAUGUGGAACACAUCGUCAAACAAUUGGUCGAAAAAAUCAUCGAAUCCGUUAACAAGAAGAAAGCUAAACUGACCCUCAAACCCUAUCAAGUCAGAAACCACCUCUGGGUCUUCGUCAACUGUUUAAUCGAAAAUCCGACGUUUGAUAGUCAGACCAAAGAGAAUAUGACCUUGGGAAUGAGCAAAUUUGGGAGCAAGUGUGUGAUGACCGAAGAGUUUAUGAAAAAAGUGAUGAAGUCGGGAGUAAUCGACAGUGUAAUGGAUUUUGCAAAGUUUAAAGAAGAAGCUGCUCUGAAGAAAACCGAUGGAUCAAAGCGAUCUCGAAUCACCGGUAUUGUCAAACUAGAAGAUGCCAACAAUGCGGGGACUAGGAAGGCGGCAGAUUGUACGUUAAUCUUGACGGAGGGAGACUCUGCCAAAUCUUUAGCUGUUGCUGGUCUCUCCGUCAUUGGACGCGAUAACUACGGCGUCUUUCCGCUCCGCGGUAAACUGCUCAACGUCCGUGAGGCUAGUGGUGCUCAGCUUCUGAACAAUGCUGAAAUUCAACAUAUCAAACAAAUCAUGGGCCUUCAACAAGGCAAGAAAUACGCUAGUAGGGACUCGCUUCGAUACGGCAGCUUGAUGAUCAUGACCGAUCAGGCAAGUCCUCCCCAUCACGACCACGCACCUUCCCUUCAAUAA